This is a messenger RNA of Cutaneotrichosporon cavernicola, 1476 nucleotides long. RefSeq lists its product as uncharacterized. The transcript is spliced from 2 exons. Gene Ontology annotation, biological process: transmembrane transport. The record is from RefSeq and is a predicted model, not a curated record. Gene Ontology annotation, molecular function: transmembrane transporter activity. The coding region runs from base 1 to 1476 and encodes 491 amino acids. Lineage: Eukaryota; Fungi; Basidiomycota; Tremellomycetes; Trichosporonales; Trichosporonaceae. Gene Ontology annotation, cellular component: membrane.
AUGGACGAGAAGAAAAACUACUCAAACGACAUUGUCGAGGCCGAGCGCACCGACUCGAAAGGUCCCGAGGUGCGCGACGAGUUCCCCGAGCCCGACAAGGAGGUGUUCCGCAAGGCAAUGUUCAAGCUCGACUGCGCCUUCCUCCCAGCCGUCACCCUCAUCUACUUCCUCUCCUUCCUCGACCGCGCCAAUAUCGGUAACGCCAAGGCUGCAGGGUUAAUGACCGACCUCAAACUCACAAACCAUCAAUACUCUAUCGCCCUUACAGUCACAUAUGUGCCAUACAUUGUCGCCGAGUUGCCCCUCACCCUCCUCAUCCGCAAGAUCGGCCCACACAUCCUCAUGCCGGCUCUAAUGCUUGCUUGGGGAAUCGUCACGACUUUCCAAGGCUUUGUGACCAACUACGCUGGACUACUUGCCUGUCGAUUCUUCCUCGGCGCAGCAGAAGGAGCUAUUCUCCCAUGCUGCAUCACUUACCUCUCCACCUUUUACACUCGCACACGGCUGGGCAAACGCAUGGCCCUCUUCUUCAGUGCUACUUCACUUGCUGGCGCUUUUUCGGGCCUCCUCGCAGCAGCCAUUGUCAACAUGGACGGUCUUGGGGGUAAACGCGGCUGGGCGUGGAUCUUCAUCAUCGAAGGCCUCAUUACCGUCGUCUACGCCGUCAUCUGUUUCUGGAUCUUGCCGCGCGACCCAAGCGCAGUCGGAUAUCUCAGCCCCGAGGAGAAACAGGCCGUCAUCCAAGCACUCGACAUUGACCGUCCUCCCGCCGAAGUCCAUGAGGAACUCACGGCCCGCAGCGUGAUUGGUAUCCUCGGCGCCCCGCAGAUGUGGCUCGUAUGCGGUGCCCUCUUCUGUUCAGGAACAGCCCUCUUCUCCAUGGCCUACUUCUCGCCCACGAUCGUCCAGUCUCUCGGUCACAAGGGAAUCAUGACCCAACUCUACUCGGUCCCACCCUACGUUUGCUCGACCGCCCUCUCCCUCGUCGUCUGCUUCUACUCGGACAGAUGGCACCUCCGCGGUCCAUUCAUCAUCUUCUCAGCCGCCCUCUCUCUUAUCGGGUACGCGCUCUUCCUCGGCUCCAAGAACCCGCACGUCCGCUACGCCUCCCUCUUCUUCCAGGUCAUGGGCGCGUAUGUGUCGGCCCCGCUCACCUCGACGUGGAUGCCCAACAACCUCGCCCCAUUUUACCGCCGCGUCACAGGUAUCGUGUGCGGCUUCAUCGUCACCAACUGUGGCGGUAUCCUCUCCACCUGGCUCUUCCCCACCACCGAGGCGCCAAACUACAAGCGCGGCACCUCUAUUCUCCUCGCCCUCUGCGUCGGUAUGGGCCUCUUCUCGGCUGCCAACAUGGUCUUCCUCGCUUGGAAAAAUCGUAAGCGUGCGGCUAUGGGUGCGUUUGACAAGGGCGGGCCAGAGCUCGACGACCAGACCGAGCUUGGCGACAAGAGUGUGCACUUCAAGUUCAUCCUCUAG